This is a messenger RNA of Daldinia decipiens, 2886 nucleotides long. RefSeq lists its product as uncharacterized. The transcript has 8 exons. The record is from RefSeq and is a predicted model, not a curated record. Bases 515 to 2704 code for a protein of 729 amino acids. NCBI's taxonomy places the organism in Eukaryota, Fungi, Ascomycota, Sordariomycetes, Xylariales, Hypoxylaceae.
CUUAAAACUAUACCAAUAAGAAGGAGCUUGGUAAAGCUCAAGUAACAACUAAAAGGUAAAACACAAAUAACCAAAACAUCCCAAGUCUACCUAAGGUUAGGCACCUAAAGCUUAACAACUUUUAUUACUUUACUUUUCGAAAACGGAUAUCAAUUUGAGCGUAAAUAUUUUGAUAAAUCAACGUGUUGCCUUGUAUGGUAUUCACCACGAAAAAUAUAUACCUAUCACACGAAUCUAGGGCACAUUUAAGCCUCAGCUCGUCCUGACGACAACAUCCCAGAGUUACAUCAACGACAGUCCACGAACAGGCAAUCGGAUACCACGCAGCAUCUUAUAAGAGGCCUAUUUCUUCUUUAAUUAACCAGGCUUCGCAAUCAUUGGCUGUGAAGCUUGAUGCUAUUUUGUGCGCCUCCAUUGGGUUAGGCAAUUAGGACUCAUCGAGAUAUUGCAACCCGAUGGACUAAGUGCAAGAUUGGACUUCUCCUUUGAAUUCUAAUAUUAAGACGACGCCAUCAUGUUAAAUCCUCGUCGGCGGUUGGUUCAACUACAAGGGUCUGAACAUCAGCCUCUUUUGAGUCGUGUCGUUUUUGGCCCGCCAGAACAAGAGCCACCCCUCGGUAACGAUACGAAUGACCACAUCCACCUACCGGUGUAUACAAAUAUCCAUAGGAUACGAAGAGAUGUCAUCAGCAUAGUCGAGGACUUUCUCACUCUUGAGCAGUUAACAGACCUCCGACUCAAUAUUUCAGUUGUCCGACCGCUGGUAGACAAGUUAUACGAGCAGAAUGAUAUAUCUAUCGUUUAUUGUUUGCUCGUGAACCGCUCUCAGUUCCUCCAUGAGCAGGAGCAUAUGACCAAUAGACAAAACGUUCACUUCACACGGGCGACCCUCUGUGAGCUUGUAGCUACCCGCAUCCUAAGACGUUUUGGCGAUGAUAACCCAGGCUCGGAAGGACUCCUUCUUUUAGCUAAAAUUCUGGUUACCGGGUUUGGGCCGUUUCAGAACGCUCCGGAGGAGAUUCGUGAAGAGGCAUUUCUUGGUCCUACGUGGAGUCAAAAUAGGACUUUACCGGCACUUGAGGUGGCUAUCCUAAGUAGUAGCAAGCAUUUUCUCAGUUCUACACAUUGUCAAAAAGUUGUCAACGCAAUUUACAUUGGGCAAGUUAUUUAUACUCCAACCACUUUUCUGGAUAUGAUACCGGACCGAUACAAACUAAAGCCUAUCUCGUUAUACGAACCCCGCGAGGCACCUUUACUUAACCAGUAUCGGCUGGUAGUGCCUCGCACGAGGAACAUACUAGAAAUAACCCAGUUCAUUAUCCUCCUCACCUUAUAUCUCCUAUUUAUGCUCGAACGGAAACCGGAGUAUUUGAGCGGUUUUGAGAUGGCAUUUUCGAUAUACGCGUUUGGCUGGGUUCUUGAUCAGUUCGCAACGAUCUUAGCACAUGGAUGGAACGUAUACACGCAAAAUCUUUGGUCGUUCUUGGAUGUCAUGUUCGCGUUGGUCUACUGGAUAUAUUUGAUAUUAAGAAUAUACGGUUGGAGAACCGGACAACCUGAACUAGGCCAACAAGCUCUUGACGUCCUUGCAAUGGGAGCUCCAGUGCUUGUCCCUCGGCUAGCGUUCAACUUAUUAUCGGAUAACUUAGUAUUCCUAUCCCUACGAUCUAUGAUGGCGGAUUUCACUCUGCUUACAGCACUGGCAGCCUGGUGCUUUUGUGGAUUCCUGCUAUCUAUGGUGUGGCUCGCAGAAGGGCGCCACAAUAUCGUGACAAUCAGUAAAUGGAUGCUGUGGAUUUGGUUCGGCUUGGAUGGCACUGGUAUUUCACGUUCUGGGGAAUUUCACUGGCUUCUAGGACCGACCUUGAUGGUCACAUUCGCGUUCCUGGGUAACACAUUAUUCCUAACGAUCUUGGUUUCGAUGCUCUCGAAUACUUUUGGUACCAUUGUCUCCAAUGCUACCGCCGAGAUACAGUUUCGAAAAGCGGUCUUAACGCUCGAAGGUGUGAAAAGCGACGCGAUAUUCGCCUACCAACCUCCAUUUAACAUCAUUGCCCUAUUCGUAUUGGUUCCGAUGAGAUUCUUUGUUAGUCCUCGUUGGUUCCACAAGAUUCAUGUAGCAACAGUCAGGACAAUCAAUCUACCGGUGCUACUCCUUAUCGCCGGGAUCGAGAGGCAACUCCUAUGGUCAGAUACGGAAUUGGUGGAAUACCCGACAGAACAGCUACCAAAGAAACGUCGUUCCCGGAGCUGGUUUUGGGAGAAAUGGAGGAUAACAAGCCACGGGGACAUCCAGGCUGUUUUUGAUAUUCCUCCGCCGGAUUCAGUUGAACACGACAUUACAGUCGACGAUGAGCUAACGCACCAUAUGAUUAGAAGACAGUUUGCUCGACAGCAAAGUUCGACGCUAGUAGAGGCGAGUAAGAAUCAAGACAACGAGUCGAAUCAGCCGCCACCACCUAAGACGCCGAGUCGUAGGGAUUCUAUAGCCCCAUAUGGGAUGCUAACAGACCAGAUACGAGCCAUCAUGAGUGAAUCGUCCGAGAUCGAGGAUCUAUCAAGCCGUUUAGGCACAUUAGAGAGCACCACCUCGAGGAUUGAGGAGAUGCUAGCAAGGCUAUGUAACGAUAGUAUCGGUGGUAGCGAUGGUAAUAAUGCUAGAACUACCUCGGAGCAGGGGGUCGAUGAUGGUAACUGGAUAUAAUAUAUCAACUUACCUAGUUAUUCGUGGUAGUAUGGCUGGGCCUUCAAAUAAAUAAGAGCGUAGGCGUACAAGAUAAUUUGGGCAAACGGGGUAUAUAUCGGAAUCGAGAGUUUUACAUAGCAUAUAUUGAGCACUGUGUUGGGAGGUUUAACACCUGAACAAAUACGAAAUAUGUGGUCCAA